AUGGUCAAGUUCUACGAGUCGUCCUUCACUUACGACUACACCUUCCCAGCCGUAACACUCGCCUACUUCCUCCGCUACCCUAACCCAUAUUCUACGCAUGUUCUCUCCACGGACGUGAUCUCCCGCUCUGUCGAUCCCGUCUCUGGCCGAUUGCACACGCUCCGGAUCCAUCGCAAAUCCUCACGUCUGCCACCCGCCGUCUUGAAGCUGCUGCCGAAGAGCGUGCUCGGCAAUGUGCGGAGUGGUCGAUCCGAGAGCUACAUCUUGGAAACGAGCACAAUUGAUAUCAAGGAAGGAUGGAUGAAGACUGAGAGCAAGAACCUGGACUGGACUGGAAUCUUAAGCGUGGUUGAGAAGCAGGAGUAUCGACGGCAGAUCCCGGUCGAUGAGGGCGAUGACUUCAGGGUCGGCGCCGGCACGACUGGGGUGACGACGACGGUUAUGUUCAGGAGCAGGUUGGGCGAGAGGUUGAGGGCUAGAGGAACGAGGAAGGGUGAAGCCGCGGUGGCCGAGGUUGACGAUGAGCCGAAGAAAGGAUUCUUGUCAAGCUGGAGCACCAGUGGAAUCCAAAGGAGCAUCGAGGCCAUUGCCAGUCGGAAGACGGAGAACCAAUUGGGCAAAAGUAAGGAGGGGAUGAUGAUCGUCUUGGAGAGGUUGAGGAGUGGCGGCCUGGUAGGCGUCCUGGAUGGGAUGAGAAGGGACAGGGAGCUUGCCUUCGGGCGUGAGAAAAUGUGA
Molecule: messenger RNA, 735 nt
Organism: Amorphotheca resinae ATCC 22711
Lineage: Eukaryota; Fungi; Ascomycota; Leotiomycetes; Helotiales; Amorphothecaceae
Exons: 1
Coding region: 1-735 (244 amino acids)
Biological process (GO): phospholipid transport
Cellular component (GO): mitochondrial intermembrane space
Molecular function (GO): phosphatidic acid transfer activity
Source: RefSeq, a predicted model, not a curated record